AAUUGCAUUUUGUCAUUUAUUUUGAGUUAGUAAGAUAAAACUGAUGAAUAAACGUGCUCGUUAAUUGCAUCAUUUAAACUUGAGAAUUUGUUAGUUUUGUUGUCAUGCAAAUUAUUAAAAGACUGCAUUCAAAGCUAGCUUUGUGACAAGGUUCACUUCGAAAGCGGAUUUCCUUUAUCCAGAAUCGUGGAAGAGACAAAACAUGAAUACAAGAGAUUCACACAAUAUAAGAAUAAAGUCAAUAAACUGUAGGGCCUUGACUGCAUGGCCGAAGUAAUAGUAGACUCAGUAAACAGUUCAUUCGCCCUGUUGAUUUGCCAGAAAGUCAAUUAAAAUCUCAAUGACUGGACAGAGUAAUGGCUGACAACGAUGCGCAAUGCAAUAUGCGUGGAAACAGGUUCCGACAUGAGUGGGCUGGCGCUGCUGUAUGAUUUUUUCCCGUUGCAAGCUUAUUUACAGUCAACCAGUGUAAUUUAAGAAAUAUUCAAUCUAUUUUAACAAAAUUGAAUAUUAUUCAUUUAAACGACUUUCAAUAACCGUUUCCAAUAAAACUAAUCUAUUUUGUUACUAGAUCAACUCUUUGUGAUGGCCGAAAAAAAUGAUUUAUAUCGCGGCAGAUAAAUUGAACAUAAUUUGUAAAAUAUUAUGUGCAUUAUCACCGACGUGCAAGCAGAUACAUCAUUGGACAUGGAAAUCUAUAUGCAAUAAUUAAAAACAGAUUUGCUUUCAGAAUUUUUGAAAUGUGAAUUAAAAAUUGUGCAGCAGUAAUUUAUUUUGACGACGAGACUUUGACUUGGAACCUAUCUUUUUUUAACUGGAAUGGAAAAAACUGAAAUGCUUGAUUUGGACCUAAUGCGGCCAGGGGGAGUUUAUAUAUAGGAGGUUAUAUACGAUUAAUUAGAUUUCCGUUUUUAUGCGACAACCAAUAUUUUUUAAGAAAUAUAUAAUCUAUACUACAAACGAAAGUAAAUAUUUCUAAUUUGAACUAGUUUCUAUAUCCUCCCAAAAUCUAAUCUAUUUUUACAACCAAUUUUAUACUAAAUCACCUCUUUGUGAUGGCCGACAGUUCAUUGUGUGGGUGAUAAAUAGAACAUAUAACUUGUAAAAUUGCUAUGUAAGAAUCAACCGUCUAUCUCCAUGCCCUUAGUAAAACUAUUGGACAUAAAAAUCUAUGCAAUAAUUACUAAUAGAUUGGUUACGAGCCUUUUAAAAGGCACGGCAGCUUCGCAAACAACCAGACACACAAGACGACGGUCUGGUAACAUUUCAAGGAAAAUAUUUAACUGUGAACCUCGAAGAAAAAUGAAGAGAUCUGGUUGUUUAUACAUCGCAAUACUUUGCUUGUGUUUUGUAUCUGUUCAAAGCAAGAGCUGCGUUAACUCUGGAGAAGAUAACGGGAAAACUGGUCAAUUGAAGAAAUUCUUCGCUAAGUAUGGAUAUACAGAAACGGACGGCAAGACUAGUCGACAUAAGUUCAAACAAGCCGUGAACAAACUGAAGAUUUUGAAUGAAUUUGACGGCACAACGACAAAUGAUGAUUUAUAUAAAUUUAUUAAGAAACCUCGGUGUGGCAACGGAGAGAUGUAUAAGAAGUUAAAGAAUCCGGGAGAAAAAGGAAAACGCCGCGUUCGUCGUUACGAAUUAAACCCUGCUUGGUCGAAAAAGAGUCUCAAAUACGCAAUUAAAAAAUACAGUUCUCAUUCUCGUCUCACAAAACAACAGCAAGACAACAUUGCCGCCCAAGCAUUUCAAUUGUGGAAAGAUUCCGUUCCUCAGCUGAAUUUUACUCCUUCAGACCCCGACGUAGCUGACAUAAAAAUCCGGUUCGAAAAAGGAAAUCAUGACGACUGUAAUCAAGACUUUGAUGGCCCAGGUCGAAUCCUUGCGCAUGCGUACUAUCCACAAAAAGGCCAAAUACAUUUAGACGACGAUGAGCCGUUUACUGACCAACGUGGUAAUGGCAAGAGUCUGUACUUGGUGUUAGUUCACGAGAUUGGUCAUGCCCUAGGUCUGGGCCACUCCUUUGUCCAUGGAGCGAUGAUGCAUCCUGUCUACCAUGAAAACAAUUCAGGAGGAAUUUUGCAUGAAGAUGAUAUAAAUGGAAUGCGGAAGUUGUAUGCCCCGGAAACUACUGCUCCGGAACCAAACUGUGCUGAUCAAGACUCCUCACUCUGCGCUCGCUACAAAGAGGCAGGUUACUGCACUGAAGACUACGAAGACGUCAUGAUUGAAAAGUGUCGUCGAACAUGCGAACUGUGCUAAAUAUAUAAGACAGCAAAGAUUUUGUGCAUUAAGAUGCGAUUAGAUUUAUGUAGUUAUUUUGAAGAAAACUCAGAAGUACCUGUCGAACUCAAUCCGGAGAGCAUUUAUUGAAAAAUAAUAUUCUGACAUAUAUUAAGACAUAUAUAAACAUGUAGAAAAUUUUGAAUUUGCUGAGUAAUAU
Dendronephthya gigantea is the source of this 2443-nucleotide messenger RNA. Its product is annotated as interstitial collagenase-like. Gene Ontology annotation, biological process: collagen catabolic process; extracellular matrix organization; proteolysis. Gene Ontology annotation, cellular component: extracellular matrix. Bases 1138 to 2262 code for a protein of 374 amino acids. Lineage: Eukaryota; Metazoa; Cnidaria; Anthozoa; Malacalcyonacea; Nephtheidae. The record is from RefSeq and is a predicted model, not a curated record. Gene Ontology annotation, molecular function: metalloendopeptidase activity; zinc ion binding. The transcript has 5 exons.